AUGCGGCAAGAUGAAUCUGAACUUAAUAAUAUAUUUGGAGGAAACAGUCAGCUGCUAACACUUGGACUGGGACUGUUGGCCACUGCAUUAGCUGCUACAUAUGUCACACGACUUGCAAAGCUCGCCUCAUUCCGUCAGAACACCCAAUAUGGAAUUCGUUUCCAUCAAAAGACAAUUCGAAAUGU
Messenger RNA from Sphenostylis stenocarpa, 185 nucleotides. Lineage: Eukaryota; Viridiplantae; Streptophyta; Magnoliopsida; Fabales; Fabaceae. The record is from the annotation of a GenBank genome assembly.